CAAAAAAAAAAAAAAAAAAUUAAAAUCCUCAGGAGAUGUCAUCCGGUUUUCAUUUUUUAAAAUUGGAUGGAUUUCUGAUUUGUUUAAGUUAGCAUGGUCAAACAGACGCAUUAUAGAACAAUGUUUUAAAAGUUGGAUCAUGGUAACGAUUUUGAUUCAUUCAAUUAUAGUUUGGCUAGUCAAAAGUUAAAGCAUAGCUACCCUCUUCAGCCAUGACUACCCUCUUCACCUUUUUUUUGUUCCUCUUGCCCAUCUUGCUUCUCCUGGUUAGGAGGAGGAGUUCAGCAAAAAGGGUCCCUCCAGGUUCCCUAGGACUGCCCAUAAUAGGCCAAAGCAUCAGCCUUCUGCGGGCAAUGCGAGCCAACACUGCUGAACAAUGGCUUCAAGAGAGGGUAAGAAAGUAUGGUCCGGUUUCAAAGCUCAGCCUCUUUGGCAAACCAGCUGUUUUUAUCUUUGGGCCGGCUGCACACAAGCUCAUAUUUGGCAGUGACGCCAACACUGUUAGUAACCAGCAAGCAAAGUCCAAUCAGAUGAUACUGGGUGGCCGGAACUUGCUGGAGCUCAUGGGAGAAGAUCAUAAGCGUGUCAGGGGUGCUCUAGUGUCAUUCUUGAAACCAGAAUCCCUGAAGCAGUAUGUGGGAAGGAUGGAUGCAGAGGUCAGGAAUCACCUUCAGUUGAAUUGGGAAGGCAAGCAAAGGGUCACUGUGUUGCCCUUGAUGAAGGGCCUCACGUUUGACAUUAUUUGCGGCCUCCUAUUUGGGCUAGAGCAAGGAACCCGAAGGGAGGAACUUGUGAGCAUAUUCCAGCAGAUGAUAGCAGGUAUCUGGUCAGUCCCGUUCAAUUUGCCUUUCACACGGUACAACCACAGCCUGCAGGCUAGUUCAGAGGUUCAAACCAAGAUAAAGGAACUUAUACACGAGAAGAGGCAGGAACUUGAGAGGGGAGCUUCACCAAACCAAGAUCUCAUCACCCGCUUGCUCAGUAUCCGUGAUGAAAACAAUCAACAAGUGUUAUCCGAGGAUGAGAUUGUGCACAAUGUCAUGCUUGUCAUGGUUGCCGGGCAUGACACUUCAGCUAUUUUGAUUACUUUCAUGGUGCGGCUUCUGGCUAAUGAUCCCCAUAUCUAUGCAGCUGUUCUUCAAGAACAAGAGGAGAUAGCAAAAGGCAAGGCCCCGGGUGAGUUCCUAACAUGGGAAGAUCUAGCAAAGAUGAAGUACGCAUGGAGAAUAGCAUUGGAAACUCUGAGGUUGUAUCCUCCUGUUCUUUCUACCUUCAGGACUGCAAUGAAAGAUAUCGAGUUUGGCGGAUACACCAUCCCUAAAGGAUGGAAGAUACUCUGGGUUUCAACCAUGACCCACAUGGAUGAAAACAUAUUCACAGAGCCAACAAAGUUUGAUCCAACAAGAUUUGAAAACCAAGCAUCAAUUCCACCCUACUGCUUCAUUCCAUUUGGAGGGGGCGCUCGGGUAUGUCCAGGAAGUGAGUUUGCAAGGAUUGAAACCCUUGUUGCCAUCCAUCAUCUGGUUACCAGGUUCAAGUGGAAGUUAUGUCACAUUAAUGACAACUUUUUCAGCAGGAAUCCAAUGCCAGAACCAACUGAAGGACUUCCAAUCGAAAUCAUACCCAGAGCCUAAAGCAAUAUGGAUGAGAGCAAAUCAAACCAGAGCAUGACUCUUAUUGUCUCUUUUGCUAUGAAAAAGAUUGUGGUCAGUUGUUGUUAAUUACUCAUCACCGUGGCAUUGGACAUACCAAUGCAAAAUAAGUUGAACAGAGUCCAGAAUAUAUAUGCUAUAAAAAUAAGAAUAGCGGGUUCGCAUCGUUUUGUUUGCAGCC
Messenger RNA from Vitis riparia (riverbank grape), 1833 nucleotides. RefSeq names its product cytochrome P450 716B1-like. Gene Ontology annotation, molecular function: iron ion binding; monooxygenase activity; oxidoreductase activity, acting on paired donors, with incorporation or reduction of molecular oxygen. The record is from RefSeq and is a predicted model, not a curated record. Gene Ontology annotation, biological process: sterol metabolic process. Lineage: Eukaryota; Viridiplantae; Streptophyta; Magnoliopsida; Vitales; Vitaceae.